Podospora pseudocomata is the source of this 1548-nucleotide messenger RNA. RefSeq lists its product as uncharacterized. The coding region runs from base 1 to 1548 and encodes 515 amino acids. Gene Ontology annotation, molecular function: medium-chain fatty acid-CoA ligase activity. NCBI's taxonomy places the organism in Eukaryota, Fungi, Ascomycota, Sordariomycetes, Sordariales, Podosporaceae. The transcript has a single exon. Gene Ontology annotation, biological process: fatty acid metabolic process. The record is from RefSeq and is a predicted model, not a curated record.
AUGUCUACCCUCCAAUCAGCCAUCAAUGGGACCCGCGAUGCCGUGGCUGUAAUUGUGCCAUCCAAGCCCAGCCCUCUGAUGAUGACAUACAAGGACCUCCUGGCUGAGGUGCUGUCGUUCCAGCAGAAGCUUGCUGCCAUCGGCAUCACUCAUGGGUCCCCUGUGUCUAUCGCCACGGUUAACUCGUACGAAUUCAUCGUCUCUUUUCUCGCUGCUUCAUGGCAGCGUGGCAUUGCUGCACCGCUGAACCCAGCCUACAAGCAAGAGGAGUUUGAGUUCUAUAUUAAAGAUGUCAAGUCAGCUAUUGUUUUGGUUCCCAAGGGCGCCUACCAGAAAGGUGCGCCUGCCGUCAAGGCCGCCCAGAAGUUCAACGCUGCCAUCGCUGAGAGCUAUUGGGAUGACCAAAAGAAGGAGGUCGCGCUGGAUGUCAAGGAACUUGGGCAGUUGAAUGGCAAGGGGCAACAACCGCUGCUGAAGCCGCAGCCAGAUGACAUUGCCUUGGUCCUUCACACAAGUGGCACCACCUCUCGGCCCAAGGUUGUCCCUCUCUCCCACCGCAACCUGACCAGAACGAUGAGAAACAUCCAGCAAACAUACCAGUUGACUGACGCGGACCGGACCAUGCUGGUCAUGCCCCUCUUCCACGUCCACGGUCUCCUCUGCGGUCUCUUGGCUCCUCUUUUUUCCGGUGGUUCCAUGGUGGUGCCAAGCAAGUUCUCUGCUACUGAAUUCUGGCAAGAAUUCAUCACCCACAAGGCGAAUUGGUACACUGCUGUGCCUACCAUCCACCAGAUCCUUCUCAAGCACCCCACCCCGAAGCCCCUCCCAAAGAUCCGCUUUAUCCGGUCAUGCUCGUCUCCCCUUUCCCCGACAGUUUUCCAUGCUCUUGAGAAGACCUACAAUGCCCCCGUGCUCGAAGCGUAUGCCAUGACGGAGGCCGCUCAUCAAAUGACAUCUAAUCCUCUUCCUCCUGCAAAGAGAAAGCCCGGGACUGUGGGUAUCGGUCAGGGUGUUGAAGUCGUCAUUCUUGACGAUGCAGGAAACAAAGUGCCACAGGGCACUGAGGGAGAGAUUUCCAUUCGCGGCGAAAAUGUUACGUCUGGCUACCUCAACAACCCCGAAGCCAACAAGACUGCUUUUACAGCCAGUGGCUACUUCCGAACUGGCGACCAGGGUAAGCUGGAUGAGGAUGGCUAUGUCGUGAUCACAGGUCGUAUCAAGGAGCUCAUCAACAAGGGCGGCGAGAAGAUCUCGCCCAUCGAGUUGGACAAUGUUCUUACACGGAACCCAGCCGUCUCGGAAGCUGUGAGUUUCGCUAUUCCGGAUGAGAUGUAUGGCCAGGACAUUGGUGUUGCCAUCGUUCUCAAGCCGGGCCAGAAGUUGAGCGAUGAGGAUGUGAAGAAGUGGGUUGGGGACAAGCUGGCCAAGUUCAAGAUUCCCAAGAAGGUCUAUUUCACUGAUGUCAUGCCCAAGACUGCGACUGGCAAGAUCCAGAGACGCAUCGUAGCCGAGACCAUGCAAAAGAAGGAAGGGAGGGCGAAGUUGUAA